UUUAACUUACAGAACGGCAACAAUGGAGAAAGCUCUCUUCUGAUCAUUUUUUGUGAACUUUAUAUUCAUCCGUUAAAGAUCUUUCGUCAAGCCCUUUCUCAAAAAAAAAAAAAAAAAAAAUCUUUCGUCUCCUUGACAAAAAUGGAAAAUCGGGUGGGGUUCAGAUUCAUUCCGACAGACGAGGAGAUCGUGGACUAUUACCUCAGGCUAAAAAAUCUUGGUGGUGACACGAGCCAUGUAGACAAAGCCAUUAGCACGGUAGAUAUCUGUAGCUUCGAACCUUGGGAGUUACCUAGCAAGUCGAGGAGGGAGUCGAGAGACCAGAUGUGGUAUUACUUCGGUCGGAAGGAGAACAGAGGAGAGAGACAGAGCAGGAAAACCAAGUCUGGUUUUUGGAAGAAAACCGGAGUUACAACGAAUAUCAUGCGAAAGAGAGGAGAUCGCGAGAAGAUUGGUGAGAAAAGGGUCUUUGUGUUUCAAUUGAAAUCAGAAUGGGUUAUGCAUGAAUAUGUCUCUACGUUCUUGCCUCCUACUCAAACCACCUAUACAGUGUGUAAAGUAAUAUUUAAGGGUGACCCCAAAGAUUUACCUUCUUCUGCUCCUGGUGGUGGUGGUGGUGAAGUUGAGCAUAAUCACUCUCAGUUCACACAUAUGAACAACUCUGGUGGAUCUGAGGGGUUACAGAAUCCACGUCACUUUACUGGCUUGCUUGAUGGGGAGAAGGAAACUCAGAUCGAUGAUGCAUUACGCAGGGCUUUCGACAAUGUUUCACCUCAUGAUUUGAACUCUUUGCUUAAUAAUGAAAAUAGUGAUGAGGAGGAGCAUCGGAAUCUUUUGUUUAUGCAAGAGGAUCGCAACGAUUACAGACCUAAAAUGUCACUCACCGGUUUCAUUAGCGAUGAUGAUAGUGAUUCUGAUUUGAUAUCUGCGACAACAACAUGUUCCAUCCAAACCUCGAGCCCUUGUGAUAGUUUUGGUAGCUCAAAUCGUCGCAUAGACCAAAUCACAGACCUACAAAACGCUCCCAACUCAACAACCAAGCUAAUGUCACCAACUCAGGUGGUGAGCAAAACUCAAGAAACCAGUCUUGAUACAUCCGAAAAAAAGAAGAAUCUUUAUGAAGAUGUACAAGGGACUGAGAUGGGAGAGUCUGAAAUGGAUCACUAUAUCAUCAACAACAAAAGAGCCGGUUUUUAUUACAGGAAAAUUCAAAGCUGCAUCAAGAAAACUCUGCUAUGUUCUUCUAUCCCCCCCAAGAACAGGAUAAUUUAGUUAAUAAUUGAGAUCAAUAAGUACUUUUAGUAUUUUCCAAAUUUGCAAAAGUUCUAUGUCAGUCUUAUCUUGUUUUGUGACUUUUUGGUAUUGUGUGUCCUAAUGUAUAUAAAUAAAGGCGAA
This is a messenger RNA of Raphanus sativus (radish), 1395 nucleotides long. Its product is annotated as NAC domain-containing protein 5-like. The record is from RefSeq and is a predicted model, not a curated record. Gene Ontology annotation, molecular function: DNA binding. The transcript is spliced from 6 exons. Gene Ontology annotation, biological process: regulation of DNA-templated transcription. The coding region runs from base 142 to 1272 and encodes 376 amino acids. Lineage: Eukaryota; Viridiplantae; Streptophyta; Magnoliopsida; Brassicales; Brassicaceae.